UUAUUUUUAAUUUUCAGUUUUAAGACAAAAUUUUUUUUACUAUUUCACACAAUCCACAACUGUUUUUUCCUUGAUAUUUUACUCAAUUGGUUUUUUGGGUUGUGUGUGUCUUUUGGUGGAGGAAUGCUUGUCACCUACUCUUUGCUUUUAAGCAAUUCCCCAAUCUCUUUGUAUCACCAACAAGACCUUUGUUUUUGGGUUCUUGUUGUGUCUCUGUUGCUUGAUUUUUCCUUAUGGAGAGGCACAAAUGCAAGCUCUGCACCAGAAGUUUCACUAAUGGCAGAGCUCUGGGUGGUCACAUGAAGGGUCAUUUAGCCACUCUUCCUCUUCCAAAGAAGACUCAGCAAUCCGUUGACACUACAAUCGAAUCAGCCGCAUCUGCAUCUUUAGAAGAAGAAGAGAAGAACAGAGGAGGAGGAGGAGGAGAAGAGAAAGGGUUGGUUUAUGGGUUGAGGGAGAAUCCAAAGAAGAGUUUCAGAGUUGCAGAUCCUAAAUUUUCUUUUGUUGCUGAACCUCAUGGGACUUGUGUUGUUGUCCAAGAUGGAGAGAGUGAGACUGAGUCAAGAAACCCAACUCGGAGACGAUCUAAGAGGAAUCGGAAAUUCGAGAAUCAGAAGAUGAAAUUUGAAACCAAGAAGGCAAAGCAGAGCGGCAAACAGAGUUGGGUUGAUAAUAACAAUGAGUACCAGUCCUCGCCGGCCGAUCCAGAACCAGUGAGUUCUGUUUCUGAUGCUUCACCUGAAGAAAAUGUUGCUAUGUGUCUCAUGAUGCUUUCGAGGGAUUGUUGGAUGAAGGAACAAGAUCAAAGAUCGGUCGAGAAAUCCAAAGAGACCAAAUUGAGCAAGAAAAUUCGUUGCGAGAAAUGCAAGAAGGGUUUUCGAUCUUUGCAAGCAUUGGGUGGCCAUAAGAGAAUUUGCGAGCAAGGUAAAAUUCCUGCUAAUGAGAAGAUUUUCGAGUGCCCAUUUUGCUUCAAAGUAUUUGGUUCAGGACAAGCACUUGGUGGACACAAGAGAUCCCACAUUUCAGCUUCUUCAACAAGUUCUGCAACAACUCCUACCAAACUGGAUGCAGUUUCAGCUGUUUCGAUAGAUCUUAACUUACCAGCUCCAAUGGAGCAAGAUGAGUAUAGUGUGGUUUCUGAAAAAUAACCAUAGACUUGAUUUUUAGUUGGGUUUAGUGAACUAUUUGAAAAUUCUACUUAGUUUUCUGAUUCA
Messenger RNA from Tripterygium wilfordii, 1214 nucleotides. RefSeq names its product zinc finger protein ZAT1-like. The transcript has a single exon. The record is from RefSeq and is a predicted model, not a curated record. Lineage: Eukaryota; Viridiplantae; Streptophyta; Magnoliopsida; Celastrales; Celastraceae. Gene Ontology annotation, biological process: regulation of DNA-templated transcription. Bases 234 to 1148 code for a protein of 304 amino acids.